GAAAUAUUUAUAUUAUUUGUCGAAAUAUGAAGAUAUUUACGUUCAUUUCAAGGACAGUCGCAGUAUUUUAGCCUUAAAGUUCUUUGUAAUUUAUUGAAAUGACAAGCAAUGUGAACUCGUAAUUUCCCAGCUAAAUAAUUUCUUAAUAGGAAGCCUACAAGGCUAUGUACAGACAAGCAGUCUGCUUAUUGCUGAUCGUCUGUACUUUUCCUGCUUGCGAUGCAGGAGAAAAUAUCACCGGAGAAGCCGAUGCAAGAACUCCGAAACUCUCCGGCGUUUUUUACAAAUCUGCUAUAAAAGUACCAUGGGGAAUUCAACGGAAAUACUGUUUUUUCUACAACGACUGAAUGAGACAGAGUCAAGCAAACACACAUAUUUUAUCCUCAUUCUUCUUGUUUACCUUUUUACGCUUUUAGCGAACCUGACUUUGAUUGGGACAGUUGUUUUGGAGAAAACGCUCCAUGAGCCCAUGCUUAUAUUCGUGUGUAACUUGUGUGUAAAUGGUAUACUUGGUGCUUCCAUAUUUUAUCCUAAAAUAUUGGUGGACCUUUCAUCUGACUUGAGUGUUACUUCGUAUAAAGCUUGUCUGGGUCAAAUUUUUGUAUUAUACAGCUACGCCCUCUGCGAAUAUACUACGUUAGCAAUAAUGGCUUAUGACAGGUAUAUCGCGAUAUGCAAGCCGCUCAAUUACCACUCCAUCAUCACGCCUCGGAAAAUUACACAAUUAUUGCUUUUUGCCUGGCUUUCAUCCAUCUGUGAAUCAGUUGGUGUGACGGCCCUGGUAGCCAGACUGCCCCUCUGUGGAUUCAACAUCGACAAGAUUUACUGCACAGCCUGGUCCGUGGUAAAGCUGUCAUGCGUGGACACCACUAUUAACAACAUAUACGGGUACAUCUUCAUGAUUCUCCACGGUUCACAAGCAGUGCUGGUCGCGAUUUCCUAUAUUCAUAUCGUCAGAGCAUGUGUUCGAUCGUCAAAAGAACGGAGUAAGUUCAUGCAGACCUGUUUGCCUCAUUUAAUCGCACUGGCUAACUUCUUCAUCGCACUCACUUUUGACCUCAUGUACACUCGCUAUGGUCCCACCGACCGUCUGCACGCUCUCCGCAAUUUCAUGUCCCUGGACUACCUCAUUUUUCCACCGCUCCUAAAUCCCCUCAUUUAUGGCCUGAGACUGAACCAGAUCCGCCGGAGAAUCUUCAGGAUUUUCGACCGGAAAACACAUGCUCUCAAAUGAACAUUUGUACUUUGUUCAGCCAGGAAAAGCAACAUCCCCCUACAAAUGUUUUCAUAAAAAUGACAACAGGACAAAAAAUAUUAUGAACAGAGUAACAAAAGGAUUCUAAGAUGCAGCACAGUUUAGUUUUAGAUAUUCCCGGAAGUAAUAUAAGCCUAUCUUGGAAUAGUGGCCUUGCUUGGUUUACAUUAUUUUUUUAGUUUCACGCAAAACUUUGUUGGCCAUGGGUUGUGUUGCGUUGCGUAAGAAAACAUUGCCCUUAUGGUACAUUCAGAGAUGGAAAACCCAGACAGAUGCAAACUGUGUUGAGACUGCUAUUUAUAUUCAAAAGAGUAAAAAAUGUAAGUUGCAUUUUAAAGUAAUAAUCUCGAAGAUUUUCAUUAAAAUAAAUGUCUGUUAAGUCACUAUUAGGUAACACAAUGGUGAUUGAGCCUAUUAUUAUAUUAAUUUAUAUUAUUAUUAUUAUUAUUUAUGAUUACAGAACUGGGUGUCUGUGGCGACAUUCCCGGGAAAAGAUCACAAGCGGCGUAUAGAUAGUGACGCGUUUUCCAUCACCCAUCAGUGGUUGGUCGCCAGAGAGGGUGGGCAGAGCUAACGCAACAGGCUUGCUCUUCAACUCACUUGUGUGUGAGCGGCGUACUGUUUUUUCCGGUGUCUGAAAGCGUUAAAGCUGGGGGGAUUAUGGAACCCUAAUACAUUUUUGUGUAACAUCAGAGGUCAUAUUAUUUGUUGAUGUAGAUUUCGUAUUACAUUUGAUGACAAUGUAACGUUACUAAAUUACAUAGCUAUUUGCUCAGCUAACGCUAGCUACCGGACCAUGUCAAUAGGCAACAUUAGUUUAGACAACGUUGCGCACAGUAUCCAUCUCUCAUAUCAGGUAACGUUGCGUUAGCUAGCUAGCUAAUGUAAUUAACACAAUCUAAUGUCAGCUAACAAUCAGAAAAAACGCUAGCUAACGCUACCGACCGGUACCGACCUCGCAAACCGUCUCUCGAAUGCAAUGCUACCUUGUUGCAGCGUUGCAAUGUAGCUAACUAAAGGCCAGUUCAGAUCAAUGAUUCGCAACGAUACUGGAUGCAACUUGCAAAAUUCCAAGACGUCUUAUUGUAAACGUUCUAAAACUGCACUUGGCGAUUUGACAAGGUGGGUCUUUUGAGACCCUAGGCAACGGCUUCAGAGGCUCUGCAACUAACCAGUUCACACCGCUGCAAUUUUCUCUGCAACAUUCUAAAACCGUUUUGUCUCGUUGCGAAUCAUUGAGCUUAACUGGCCUUAACGUUACCGUUAUUUACAUUGCCAUCAAGUUCAUCAAUAUAUAAGCCGGGGUAUAGGUGGAGCUGAGUCGGGUCUGAUUUCUGUGUAAAGAUGUCAAGCCGGAGAAAACUAAAUAAAAGAAUACGGCAGUAUGGAUUAGCGUUAUUAUUUUAUUAUGCUUCCUCAUAUGUUCCUUCAGC
Molecule: messenger RNA, 2688 nt
Organism: Anguilla rostrata (American eel)
Lineage: Eukaryota; Metazoa; Chordata; Actinopteri; Anguilliformes; Anguillidae
Product: olfactory receptor 51E1-like
Exons: 1
Coding region: 305-1234 (309 amino acids)
Biological process (GO): detection of chemical stimulus involved in sensory perception of smell; G protein-coupled receptor signaling pathway
Cellular component (GO): membrane
Molecular function (GO): G protein-coupled receptor activity; odorant binding; olfactory receptor activity
Source: RefSeq, a predicted model, not a curated record